Messenger RNA from Caenorhabditis sp. 36 PRJEB53466, 2039 nucleotides. NCBI's taxonomy places the organism in Eukaryota, Metazoa, Nematoda, Chromadorea, Rhabditida, Rhabditidae. The record is from the annotation of a GenBank genome assembly.
AUGGAGCCAUUGCUCACGUCUGAAGUUCAACUCUAUCAGGAUAAACUCAUCGGGAAGGUAACAUUUUAUAGAAUUUAAAUUUAAAAAAAUAACAUUUUUUGCAGAAAUGGAAGUCAUACGUGGCAAACUUCUUUGAUGAAAAUGCGCUGGGUAAAGCGAGAAUCGAAUUGUAUCAGACUGAUGGAAAAAAGAAGAACAUGGAGCCGGCAAAGACGGUCGUCUUAGAUCAAGUUGUCUCAUUAAAACCAUCGAAAGGAGAAAAUGGAGUUUCUUUUGUGAAACUUCUCUUCAAAGAUGACUCCACCGUUCAGCUGUCAAGCGAGGAGCUCCCAAAGGUCAUGGAUGUUCUGAGCACAAUCUGUUUUCCCAAGAAGGUCAGUCCCAUAGGCUUGGUUUAAAAUCAAACCCCUCCCGUUUGUCAGUCAAAAAUUACACUGUCUAUUCCCUCAAAUUGUUGCAAAUUUUGUUUCAUUAGCCGUGACGAAAGUCAGUUUUCUGGCGCGUCAGGUGGUCUCAUGUCACCUUCGAUGCCAGUCAACCGGUUAGCAAGGUUGUACCAGUGUUUACGUUGGAAGUCAGAAUAUUUCAAUGUUUACCCCAGAUGUGUCAAAGUGAUACCAUCUAUCUAGAGAAUAACGUUUUUUUUCCAGAUGCAAUAUGUAACAAUUGCGCCAAGCACGUCGCUUGACUCGCCGACAGAAGAAGAUGAAUACUUUGAAUUCCGUAUGUGGAAAACCUUUGAGAAGGAACUGGUUUUGAACUUUUUCCUUUUCUUUCAGCUGACACCUAUACCAUGCUGAAAUUGAAACAGGUGAAUGGAAGAGAAGGAACUGAAGGGGUGUACAACUUGACUUUCACCGAAACUUUGCAAAUUUCCGGACCAAGUAGCGUACAUUGCAUUCCGUACACAUCAUUAAUCUGGUAAGAGAGACCAGACUGAUCAUUCUGAAAACGAAUAAACUUUUAGGGUGGCCACAGGGGAGCACUGCGUCGGGUUCAGUGUCGAAUCCCUUGGAAUAUUUGAGUUCGCCACCGGGGACGCGCUUCUGUUUGUUGAGCACCUUCGGUAAGGAAGCCGGAAAUUUAUAUGAUUAUUAUUGUUUGCCCGAAAGAUGAGGAAAAGCAACAAAUUGUUUUCCAGAAGCUACAUCCGAUUCGGUUGCAACUUCAGCACCCCGCAGACCAAAACAAUUUGCCGCUUCAUUCGUUUUUUUCAUCCCAACAGACUCGUCAACAGCACGAGUCCCGGACUAAGGUAGACACACAUUCACAUUCAACACCUGAAAUAUUCAACACAAUUUUCUAGUUUUAGUAACAACUCGACAAUGGAAAGUGUGGACUCGGGCGGCGUCUACUCAAAAAUUCCUGGUUCGACGGACACGUCGGUCUCCAGCCUCCAGUUGAACGAGGCGGAUUUUGUGAAUCGGGUCGUGAAGAACGAGUUGAGAAGGAAUGCAUCGAUGGAAAUGCUCAGACACAAGAUUUCUUUUCUGCAAAAGAAAAAGAACGAGUCUCGAACCGAUUUUGAGGAGUCCGCUGAACGUGAUUUUGUGCGGUAAGCGGUAGUAAAAAUUUACCUUUGCAGAGUCUUCAAAAAUUAGCCCAAUCCGCGGAACUUCUUUGAAAAUUGUUUUGACGAAUGUGGAUUCCCCAAAUCUCUGUUGAAGACCCAAAGUUUGCGAGUGCAAAGAAAAAGAAGAAUAGCACAAAAGUUGAAGAGGAAUAGAGCAAACGAAAAACUGAGCAGAACAUCUGGAAUUCAUCGAAGAUUUAUGAUUUCAGAGUCCAACUGCCGAAGGGAAUACUGCUCGAGCAAAACAAAUUCUCACCAACGAAAAGCGUGUCGUUCCAAGAUAUGGAUUCGAUAAAGUCUGAGAAUGUAUGAGUUCCGUUACUUCCUUCCUUCCUUCCUUCCUUCCUUCCUUCCUUUUCAUUCCCUCCAUCCACAUCCACGACGUCUUCCCCUCUCCCCAAGCCAACCAAUUCUAAUCAAAUAUUAUUAUUUGCAGAAGAUUUUCGCCCGUCAAACCGACUUAUAA